AUGACUUUUACCUUGCAACCUGUUGUCCCCAAUGCCAAGCAAACCGGUGUUGAUUUUGGUGCCAUUGUUGACGACCUUGAUUUAGAAACUAUUUCUCCUGAGGACUUUGAUAAAUUGUUUGAAGCCGUCUAUACAUAUCAAGUGGUUGUUGUUCGAAACUCUGGCCAUGUCACACCCAAAACACAGUACGAGCUGACCAAGCGAUUCGACCCUCAAAACAUCGAUCUUUACGGCCAUGGCUCUAUGUAUCGCUCCAGUGAAUCCGUUAUAUCUCGUGACAUUUCACCUUUGCCCGAUGUACCUCAAGUGCAGCUGCUUGGUCAUGGCGUUGUAAAGAACCAUUAUGGUAUUGACGAGCGUAAAUUGACUCAUCCCAGCCAUACAGUCUUCCACAAGGAUUGCCUGACAAAGGAACAGAUGGAUAAGGGCAACACGCGCUUCUAUCGCUGGCACAUGGAUGCUGCUCUAUACAAAUUGAACCCUCCCAAGGUCACUACAUUGUUUGGUAUCAAGAAUCCUGAACCCAGACGUGAGAUUGUUCGCUACGACGAUGGCACAGAUGAUCAACUUGAAGUUCAAUUGGGCACCACAGCUUUUGUCUCUGGUCAAAGAGCGUUCGAGAUCUUGCCUCAAGAACUUAAGGAAUUGGCUUUUAAGACACAAGUGAAAUAUGCUGCACACCCUUACUUGUGGAUGUCUAAAGCCAAGGCACGCAGUACAGGCUUAGGCAUGGUUUCUGAAGGAAAAGAACUUUCAAAAGAAGAGCUGCCCGAGAUUGAGCCUGAGCAUAUCAAGAUUUAUCCUAUGUUGUGGAAGAACCCCGUUACAGGCAAAAUCCAUCUUCAAGUCCACCCAGCUGCAGUAGAGGAUUUAAUCAUUGAUGGUAAACCUGUUGGUGAUUUGGAAAAGGUCAGAGAGAUUCUUUACAAGAUCCAACGUCCCUCUAUCAGCCCUGAAAAUGUAUAUGCUCAUGAAUGGAGGGAUGGUGACUUUGUCAUUUUCCAUAACCGUGGCUUGCUCCAUUCUGUUGUUGGGUCAUUGAGGGAUACAGAUACUCGAAUCUUCCAUCAAUGCAACAUUGCUAGUGCUGAUGCUCCUCUUCCUGCUACAGAAGCUGAUUUCGCCCCUUACUUGAGUGCUAAAUCAUCAGCUUAA
Messenger RNA from Mucor velutinosus, 1155 nucleotides. RefSeq lists its product as uncharacterized. The coding region runs from base 1 to 1155 and encodes 384 amino acids. Lineage: Eukaryota; Fungi; Mucoromycota; Mucoromycetes; Mucorales; Mucoraceae. The transcript is spliced from 5 exons. Gene Ontology annotation, molecular function: oxidoreductase activity. The record is from RefSeq and is a predicted model, not a curated record.